Molecule: messenger RNA, 1299 nt
Organism: Chlorella variabilis
Lineage: Eukaryota; Viridiplantae; Chlorophyta; Trebouxiophyceae; Chlorellales; Chlorellaceae
Exons: 7
Biological process (GO): heme biosynthetic process
Molecular function (GO): protoporphyrin ferrochelatase activity
Source: RefSeq, a predicted model, not a curated record
GUGGGGCAGGAGCGCGUAGGCGUGCUGCUGCUCAACCUGGGCGGCCCCGACAGCCUGGAGGACGUGCAACCCUUCCUGUACAACCUGUUUGCGGACCCAGACAUCAUCCGCCUGCCGUCGCCGGUCCAGUUCCUGCAGCCCACCAUCGCGCAGCUCGUGUCUACGCUGCGCGCGCCCAAGAGCCGCGAGGGCUACGAGUCCAUUGGUGGGGGCUCGCCGCUGCGCCGCAUCACUGAGGAGCAGGCAGCUGCGCUGCGCGACAGCCUGUGCGCCAAGGGCAUCAACGCGCAUACCUAUGUGGCCAUGCGCUACUGGUUUCCCUUCACAGAGGAGGCGAUGGCGGCGGUGAAGCGCGACGGCAUCACGCAGCUGGUGGUGUUGCCCCUCUACCCCCAGUUCUCCGUCUCCACCAGCGGCAGCAGCCUGCGCCUGCUGGAGCGGCUGCUCAAGGAGGAUCCCGUGCUCACGCGGGUCAAGCACGUGGUCAUCCCCUCCUGGUACCAACGCCCCGGCUACGUGCGCGCCAUGGCAGAUCUGAUCGUGGCAGAGCUGACGUCGGGGGCCUUUCCGCAGGACCAGCUGGACGAGGUGGAGAUCUUCUUCUCUGCCCACGGCGUGCCGGUAUCAUACAUUGAGGAGGGCGACCCGUACAAGGAGGAGAUGGAGGAGUGCGUGCAGCUGGUGAUGGCGGAGCUGCAGCGGCGCGGCGUUGCCAACUCCCACACCCUAGCCUACCAGUCGCGUGUGGGCCCCGUGGAGUGGCUCAAGCCAUACACAGACGACUCGAUCAGGGAGCUGGCCAACAGUGGCGUACGCAGCCUGCUGGCGGUGCCAAUCAGCUUUGUGUCGGAGCACAUAGAGACACUGGAGGAGAUUGACUGCGAGUACAGGGAGCUGGCAGAGGAGAGCGGCAUUGAGCACUGGGGGCGCGUGCCGGCGCUGAACACCAAUCCCACCUUCAUUGAUGACCUGGCGGACGCGGUUGCCGAGGCGCUGCCCUAUGUAGGCUCCCUGCAGCGCUCCGCUGGUGCAUCCAUCACCUCGUCCCUGACGUCGAGCGACUCGCUGGUGCCGCUGGGCGAGGUGGACGCGCUGCUGGAAACGUAUGACCGUGACCGCAAGGCGCUGCCCCCGCCCGUGUUGAUGUGGAAGUGGGGUUGGACCAAGAGCGCGGAGACGUGGAAUGGCCGCAUAGCCAUGCUGGCCCUCGUGCUCAUCUUGCUGCUGGAGGGGACCACGGGCCGGGGCGUGAUCAACAAUCUGCUGCAAGUCCAUCACCUGAUGCCGCCAGCAAACUAG